Molecule: messenger RNA, 513 nt
Organism: Fusarium poae
Lineage: Eukaryota; Fungi; Ascomycota; Sordariomycetes; Hypocreales; Nectriaceae
Exons: 4
Coding region: 1-513 (170 amino acids)
Source: RefSeq, a predicted model, not a curated record
AUGUCCAACAUCGCCGCAUUUUUUGGCAACACGCCUAUAGCCCAACUCCUGCGAGAAGCGAGCCAGCUGCCCGAAGAUUGGAGACCAUUGAAGAAGGACACCAUGGAUGCACUGGCAGAGUUGGUCAUGAACCACAUGACUACAAAGGACGGUGUAGAAAAAGAUGUCCAUAACACCAACUCACACAGCAUUUGCACGAAGGGCAGCUGCAUCUUGGGUAUGGGGGAAUACUCUCAAGAUCUUUUCCGAAACGAGUUACCGAAGCUUGACAAGAUCUGGAACGAGUUCAGCGGGACGUACGAGAUGGUCUUUUUCAUGAGCGGACAUCAUCAUCUAUGUGAUUAUGUCUAUGAAGUUCCGGUGAAGUCGAGCCCCCGGCCGAGUCCGACGACCCAGACUGGAGAGCGCAUUUUCGGCAAGUCCGCUGCCGCCGCAGCAAGUCGAAAGCGCCGGGCUACAGACGGCGAUCGUGCAACUUCCAAGCUGUUAAACGGGUCGCGAAAUUCCCGGUGA